Messenger RNA from Papaver somniferum (opium poppy), 398 nucleotides. Its product is annotated as auxin-responsive protein SAUR21-like. The transcript has a single exon. Gene Ontology annotation, biological process: response to auxin. The record is from RefSeq and is a predicted model, not a curated record. The coding region runs from base 64 to 390 and encodes 108 amino acids. NCBI's taxonomy places the organism in Eukaryota, Viridiplantae, Streptophyta, Magnoliopsida, Ranunculales, Papaveraceae.
UCACUACACACUCUCAACAGUCACUAGCCAAAAUCUGAAAAUUUAAGAUUCCAUAAGAAGAAGAUGGGUAUUCGUUUUCCUGAAAUGGUUGUGCAUGCCAAGCAAGUUAUGAGGAGAAAAACAGUUCCAAGCUCACACAAACUUGUAUCCCGGGUUGCCACCGCAAUGGAUGUCCCGAGAGGACACUUUGCUGUUUAUGUUGGAGAGAUGAAUCAAAAUAAGCGAUUUGUUGUUCCAAUUUCUUACUUAAAGCAUCCUUUGUUUCAAGACUUGUUACGUAAAGCUGAAGAAGAAUUCGGGUUCGAUCAUCCAAUGGGGGGACUUACAAUUCCUUGUAGAGAAGAUGAUUUCAUCGAUCUCACUUAUCACCUAAACAGUCUAUUAUCUUGAGUUGACAA